AAUUAUGGUAAUUAUGCGUAGUUGAAAUUUUGCACGGUCCAGAGUUCACUAAAGAAAAGAAAAAUUAAAAGCUCGAGAAAUUAUUUUCAUGUGGAGUUGAAACAAUCACGCGAAGAAAUUUGUACUCUGCAUUAUUGAGAUGGCUGCGAGAAGUCUGUUGCCGCUACGAAGAUUUAACCGACUUCUAACUAACACGGUAAAUGGCUGUUGUUGUGUUGUAAUAUUUUAUAUAAACCAGGUUCAAAUCGUGUUUAUGUAUGCAAUGGAUCUAAACUAUAAUUUACAAAGUGUUUUGUACGUGUCACAAAAAUAAUUUGUUAGCCAUAGUAUUAGAUUUAUAACAGAUUAGAUAAAACUGCACUAUCAACCAAAUUGCGUGGUUGAAAACUUGAAAUUGAAUUCCCCUCUAUGGCUGGGCUGUUUGGUAAUAUUUAGCUAGCUGGUAUAAAUGCUUCUGAUCUAAUAGGCAGCAUACAAUGGUUAAUGCAAAACUACCAGAGAAAAUCGACAGUAAGGCCCUCAAUAUGCAUUUACUGCCCAUGUUAGCUGUAAUCCCCCCUGAACAUGUCUUGGCAAGGGGGGGGGGGGCUGUAGAGGCAGUCUGUGUCAUGCUUGAAAUUUAUCAGCACCUCUUGGAGACCCUUAGUAAAAUCAUCUUAGACACAUUGGUUGUCCUUUAGUAAAUCCGAGGAUAAUUAAAAAAAAACACACAAUACUUUUGCUUUGUUUAUAGCAUGUUGGAGCUGUGCCAAUAUUCCAGGGCAAGUGUUAUGGCACAAAAUCUGAAAACACGUCUGGUUAUUCAUUUGGUAAAUAAUGUAACUUCUUACUUUAUCGUCCAGACUUGUAUGUUUAGAUUCCAGAAUGCAGAAUUGGCAUUUUUUUAUGCUGUACCAUUGUUGGGUACUGUCUUUCCCAAGCGUGGGAGUAUAUAAGCACCACUAAUCCUGAUUCUUCUACCUUCAUAAUUGUUACUUUAGAUAUGUCUGAGGAACUUCGUGCUUUGCGAGAUAUGGCUCGAAAGUUUUCAAGAGAGGAAAUUUUACCUGUAGCUGCCGAACAUGACAGAACUGGCGAGGUUGAGAUUUUCACUUGGUUUUUGUCUCAAUUUUGUAUUACUUGACAUGUAUAUUUAUAUUUACAUGCUUUAUGUUGCUAGUAUCCUUGGGAGAUCAUCAAGAAAGCUCAUGGCCUUGGCCUACUCAAUACACAUGUCCCAGAAGAAUAUGGUAUGUUACAAAUAGACCUUAUGCAGAUGUACGUAAUGACGUUUCCUUGCAUUGUUGGUACCACUACUACCAAAAUCCUUUUUGAGAAUCUUCAUAGAAAAAGUUGACAAAUGCUUGCUAGACAUUCUGCUAGUUGUAGUUGCACACUGCAAGGAAAUGUUGUUAUGCAUAAAAUCCAUCAAUCAGUGUUAAUUGUGACUUAAAAACUGAGAGAUUAAAAAUUCAAUGUCUACUUCCAGGUGGUCUGGGUCUUGGCUCAACAGAGAGUUGUUUGAUCACGGAAGAAAUAGCGUAUUCUUGCACAGGAAUUCAGACAGCCAUGGAAGGAAAUGGAUUGGCUG
Messenger RNA from Paramuricea clavata, 1570 nucleotides. The record is from the annotation of a GenBank genome assembly. NCBI's taxonomy places the organism in Eukaryota, Metazoa, Cnidaria, Anthozoa, Malacalcyonacea, Plexauridae.